AUGAUUGCUGUUAUAGACACGGGAUACAUAUUGCAAAGGCAUAUACCGACUGAGAAAAUAGCCAAAGGAUACAUCACAAGCUCAGUGAUAGCAGAGCUCAAGAAUGCACAAUCAAGAAUGUAUAUUGAUUUCUUUUCUUUCAUGGUAGAAACACGAGAUCCUUCUGAGGAGUAUGUAGCAAAGGUCAACGAGUAUCUCAAAAGCACAGUUACAAACCUGAGCACAACGGAUGUCGAUGUGGUUGCAUUGACUCUGGAGCUGAUGGAUGAGGUAUCUUCGCAAUGGCUUGGUCCUGACGGUUUUAAUAGUACCGAUGUGUGCUGCUUGACUCAUGACAACGGAAUCAAGAAUGCACUGUCACACUAUGAAUCUUACGACGACAAGGAGUUUUCUAGAAGAACAUAUAAGAUCAGGUGCUAUGCAUGCUAUAGUGUUUUUAACGAGUGUAUGGAUUUCUGUAAAAAGUGUGGGCAUUCCACUCUUACAAGAGUAAGUGUUGGCAAUGCAAAUGGAAGAGAGGUGUUGUAUUUCAAGAAGGACUACAAUUACAAGCCUAAGGUGAUCAAAGACAGCAAUGGAGUAGAACUUCGUAGUAUUGAUCAAAGGGAAUAUAUCCAUCACCAGAAGAUGAUGAAGAGAAAGAAGAAUAAAGGAGCUUGA
Messenger RNA from Ordospora pajunii, 660 nucleotides. RefSeq names its product putative PIN domain of ribonuclease. Gene Ontology annotation, molecular function: RNA endonuclease activity. NCBI's taxonomy places the organism in Eukaryota, Fungi, Microsporidia, Ordosporidae. Gene Ontology annotation, cellular component: preribosome, small subunit precursor. The record is from RefSeq and is a predicted model, not a curated record. The transcript has a single exon. The coding region runs from base 1 to 660 and encodes 219 amino acids. Gene Ontology annotation, biological process: maturation of SSU-rRNA.